ACCAGGAUGGUAAAAUAAAAAGUAAAAUCUAAACUAAAAGAUAGUAGAAGAUGUUUUAAAAUAUGAUCAACAAACAGAUUUUAUGUUUCAUCUCAAAUAUCUGAUAACAGAACUUAGUUAGUUGUACUAAAUUAAACUAAAACAUAAAAUAAUCUGCUGUAAUGUUUAACAUUAUAUAUGUAUCAGUUUGUUUUGUGGUUCCACCUGCUUAAUAUUUACCAGACAUGAAGGUGACGGCGGAGGAGCAGCGGCAGGUGGAGGAGCAGGUGGAGAGGCUGCUGAGCGGCCAGGGCUCAGAGGUGGGCGUCUGCGACGUGGGCCUGGAGCUGAGCAAGCCCGCCGCUCUGAGGAAGAACGUCACCUACAUCGUCUGCGGCGUCAUCUUCAACGACAAGGAGGAGGUGCUGAUGGUGCAGGAGGCCAAGCAGGACUGCUACAAGCAGUGGUACCUCCCUGCAGGGAGGGUGGAGGUGGGGGAGAGCCUGGAGGAGGCGCUGAGGAGGGAGGUGAAGGAGGAGGCGGGGCUGGACUGCGAGCCAAUCACACUGCUGCUCAUCCAGGAGCAGGGACCUCAGUGGAUCCGCUUCAUCUUCACAGCCAGGGUGACAGGAGGAAGUUUGAAGACCCUGUCGGCAGCAGAUCAGGAGUCUCUUCAGGCCUCCUGGUGGGACAGAGAGUCCUCCCUCCCCCUCAGAGGACGGGACAUCCUUCGUCUCAUGGAAUACGGACUCAAGUACCAUAGGAAUCCCUGGCAUCCUGUCACUCUCCCUCUGGACCUGAGCUGCCGUCAUGUGAUCCAGAGGCUGGUCCUGGUGUUUGUCGGCGCCACAGAGCAGAUCUGGGUCCUGCUGGUGCGAGCAUCAGCGAUGGCUCCCAAGGUGGACGUGCCGGUCUACGAUCUGUCCCUGAUCCGCGGGCUCUGGGAGGUCCGGGUGAAGAAACACAGACAGAAACAGAAGAAGGAGCAGGAGAGGGUUGAACAGAGCGCUUUGGCCCGGAUUGAUCAGGAGUGGCAGUACCGGAUCUACUGCAAGACCCUGAAGACCAAAGAACUGAACCAGCUGCACCAUUACCUGGAGAGAUCCACUCUGAAGGAUUUACAGUCUCAUAAAACUGAUGUACAUCAGUACACAGGAGACCAGAACCAGGAUCAGGAUCAGGAUCAGGAAGCCCAGCAGGAUGAGAAAGAUCCAGACCAGAACCAACUGAUCCUCAGACUGGACGGGGAUCGUUGGCUGGACUUCCCCCGGGAGCUGCAGUGGAGGACCUACCUGCAGGAGUGGCACAUCAGGGGGACGAGGAUCCGCCAGCUCCCAGACUACCUGACCCUGUUCACUCAGCUCACCGUCCUCGAGGUUCCAAAGAACGCCAUCAUCGAGCUGCCACCAGAGAUUGGUAAGCUGACGGAGCUGAGGACGCUGAACAUCAGCUACAACCGUCUGUCCAGAGUUCCUCCAGAGCUCGGGGACUGCCAGAAGCUGGAGAGACUGGAACUGGCAGGAAACCACAACCUGUCCGAGCUGCCCUUUGAGCUCAGCAGCCUGAAGCAGCUGGUCCACCUGGACAUAGCGGAGAACAGGUUCAUCUCCAUCCCCAUCUGUGCCUUGAGGAUGACCAGCCUGCAGCUUCUGGAUCUGAGCAACAACCAACUGAGCGACCUGCCACAGGACAUGGACAGGCUGGAGCAGCUCGUCACCUUGUACGUCCACAAGAACAACUUCUCUUACCUUCCCCUGUGCCUCACCAACAUCUCCACCCUGAAGAUGGUGGUGGUCAGCGGCGACGAGCUCACCUGCGUUCCCACCAAACUGUGCAGCAGCCCAGACAUCAAGUUUAUCCGUCUGUACGACAACUCGUCCAGUGAAAGGAAGAGGAGGAAGAAAAAGGAGGAGGAGAAGAAAAGGAAGGAGAGGAGAAGAAGGUGGAGGGAGCAGGAGGAGGAGGUGAAGGACAGCAGAGAGAAGGAGUUCAUGGAGGCGUACAUCAGCUCGCUGAAGGACAGAGACACCGUCCCCUUCUCCACCACCAAGGUGUCCAUCUCCUGCCUGCUGUGAGGAAGAGGAGGAAGAGGAAGGCCUGACGCUGUGUGGUGGCAUGGAGCACUUUCAGAAUAAAGCUGCAGGAAGUUUGUUUGAAAGAAGACACGCUAACAUGCUAACAGUGGCUAACUGCAUGAAGGUUCGUUAAAAACUU
Molecule: messenger RNA, 2193 nt
Organism: Austrofundulus limnaeus
Lineage: Eukaryota; Metazoa; Chordata; Actinopteri; Cyprinodontiformes; Rivulidae
Product: leucine-rich repeat-containing protein 2
Exons: 15
Coding region: 225-2054 (609 amino acids)
Molecular function (GO): 8-oxo-dGDP phosphatase activity; protein binding; 8-oxo-GDP phosphatase activity
Source: RefSeq, a predicted model, not a curated record